AUGGGGAACAGUUUCUCCAAUUUGGGUGCCUUCCAGUCCUUGCACAUAGUCAUGCUCGGCUUGGACUCUGCGGGUAAAACCACCGUGCUGUACCGGCUGAAAUUCAACGAGUUUGUCAACACUGUGCCCACCAUCGGCUUCAACACGGAGAGGAUCCGGCUGGGCGGCGCGGGGGCCUCCAGGGGCAUCAGCUGUCACUUCUGGGACGUCGGGGGCCAGGAGAAGCUGCGGCCCCUGUGGAAGCCCUACAGCCGCUGCACGGACGGCAUCGUCUACGUGGUGGACUCCGUGGACGCCGAGAGGCUAGAGGAGGCCCGGACCGAGCUGCACAAGAUCACUCGGUUCUCGGAGAACCAGGGGACCCCGCUGCUGGUCAUCGCCAACAAGCAGGACCUGCCCCGGGCGCUCGAUGUCGGGGAGAUAGAGAGGCAGCUGGCCCUGGCUGAGCUGAGCCCCUCCACCCCGUACCACGUCCAGCCGGCCUGCGCCAUCAUAGGAGAGGGGCUGGAUGAGGGCAUGGACAAGCUGUAUGAGAUGAUAGUGAAGAGGAGGAAGUCGCUGAAGCAGAAGAAGAAGAGGCAGUGA
Messenger RNA from Chelmon rostratus (copperband butterflyfish), 585 nucleotides. RefSeq names its product ADP-ribosylation factor-like 4Ca (gene arl4ca). The coding region runs from base 1 to 585 and encodes 194 amino acids. Gene Ontology annotation, molecular function: GTP binding; GTPase activity. Gene Ontology annotation, biological process: intracellular protein transport; endocytic recycling. The record is from RefSeq and is a predicted model, not a curated record. The transcript has a single exon. Gene Ontology annotation, cellular component: cytoplasm. Lineage: Eukaryota; Metazoa; Chordata; Actinopteri; Chaetodontiformes; Chaetodontidae.